UGCUCUGACAGCACAGACCACACCAGACGGGAAAGUAGAUCCAAAAAGAAGGCAGUUUUUUUCAUCAUUGUUCAGUACAUUACAAAUCGUAUUUAUCUGUCUUUAUCACACUUACUACAAAACGUUUGUAGAGGCGCUUUUGUAUUUACAGAAAUCUUUCGAAAGUUACAUUAUUUGCACACAGAUGUCACUACCAUAAUUGACAUUAAUAAAUGGAAUGUGAAAUGACACAUGUAAAACCCCGCCGUUCUGUUUUGUUCAUCACGCUACAUGCACUUGGAUUGUAUUUGUGGGUUUGUGUGGUUUCAAUAAUCAUCAUUCACCGGAAAAUGAGAUUUUGUAUUGUGUGCGGUAAUUCUGAAGACGACGUAAAGCAUUUAUUUUGCUUUCCCCGUAGCGCAGACAGGUCGCAAAUAUGGCAGGAAGCUAUGGGAAUGAAAUAUAGACCACUAUGUGGCCAUGUUAGAAUCUGCAAUGAGCAUUUCACAAAAGAUAGAUUUGUGCCAUGUACCUCAGUUUUACGUUUGAAAGCUGAUGCAGUGCCCACAAUUCUGGAAGUCCAGAAGGACCAUGUUAUGAAGGGACUGGACCAGAUAGCAAAUAAAAAAGUAAACAUUAUAUCCCAAUAUAUAAUAAAGCCAGAACCACAGGUACUGAAUUUUACAUAUUAUUCUAGAUGA
Molecule: messenger RNA, 680 nt
Organism: Diorhabda carinulata
Lineage: Eukaryota; Metazoa; Arthropoda; Insecta; Coleoptera; Chrysomelidae
Exons: 3
Coding region: 213-680 (155 amino acids)
Source: RefSeq, a predicted model, not a curated record